This is a messenger RNA of Symbiodinium sp. CCMP2592, 1068 nucleotides long. NCBI's taxonomy places the organism in Eukaryota, Dinophyceae, Suessiales, Symbiodiniaceae. The record is from the annotation of a GenBank genome assembly.
AUGACCACCUGGGUGCCGAUUCCCGGCACCAGGCUGCCGCACGAGGCGCUGCAGGUUCUGGUGCGGUGUGGCGGAAGGGCGCACCCCAAUGAGGUGGACGCGGAGAAGGCUCCGCAGGCUUCGCGACGAUUGAAGUUUUCCGACUUCGCCGACCAAGUGGGGCUCUGCCAAGAGCCGGGCAGCAACACUUUGCUGUGGCUUAUAGCGCAGCACAUGCUGGAGCUGCCCCUGCCCCCUCAAUGGUCAAUGGAAGAGGGCUACAUGGGGCAAAUCUACUUCUUCAACGGCGUUGCGGGAGAAACGUCUUGGACACAUCCGCAGGCAGCCCUGUACAAGGACAUCAUCGACGAAGUCUCGUCAUGGCCUGCGGAUGCAGCCGCAGAGGAUGUCUACAGGUGGAGCUGGAGCUACCUCCAGAGGGCCCAGGCCGCAGCGGCGCAGGUGCUGUCCCAGUGGAGCGGGCCGCAUUGCAUUGAAGCAGGGCGGCGGCUGGACCGCACAGUGCAGAGCCUUGACGACCUGGACCGUUACUUCUUCAAUAUGACCACCGGAGAGUACAGUCGCGCGGAUCCCAGGGACGCCUUGGAGUUCGACCUGCUCCAGCAGCACAUGCUGCUGUCUUACUGCAUCCACUACGCUCGGCAGGGCUGGGGUUCCCCGGCUCAGCCGGAUGCCAAGGCCGAGCCCGGAAGCUCAGCUCCGGAGAUGAAGACCUACUCCGGCCACGGCUCCUCCGAGGAGAGCCUGGUUUCUGUCGUGGGGGGUGGAGGCAGUGAAGACGAGACGCAGGGUUCUGCGCCGCCAUCGCCUCGCAUCCAGGUCUUCGCGCCCGGAGCACCGAGGAAAGUGAAGGUAACGCUUCCGGUUCCGGCACGGCGACAUUUGGAGAAGGAGUCCCCAAAGGCAUCGCCGCAGACAUCGCCGAGGCAUUGCUUGCUAGUACCUCGUAUGGGAGAUGAUUCGGUGAAGAGCCAGCUGUCAUUCUACAGUGCCUUAUCUUCCUGCUCAGAAGAGGCUGCAGGACUGGAGGAGGCUGGUGGCAUGAGCCCAGUCGCCGCAGUGUGCUGA